AUGGUGAGAUUGGACGAGGAAAUAGAGGCUAACCCAGAGCUUUACGGUCUCAGGCGGUCCAACAGAGAGAGAAGAGCCGUUGACAUCGCAGAGGAAAGCGAUGAUGAUGAGUUGGUGGUGCGCAAACGUAAAACUACUUACGAAGAAUACGAGGAUGAGUCGGAAGAAGACGAGCUGGACGAUUUCGACGAUGACGACUUUGGCGCCAGCAAGAAACAGAAGCUGAAUGCCAAGCGACCCAAACCUACCAGUAGAAGACUGGGUAAGACGUCUGGUGGGCGCAGCAAGACGGCGUCGGCGAAAUCGACUCCGACACCUUCCGAAAUUCGGUUUCUGACCAGAAACAACGGAACCGUGAACUACGCGGUCGAUUAUGAUGAUGAUGAUGCAGACUUGAUGGAAAGUGACGAGGAGGAGAACAAUGACUACUACUACUACGAGCAGGCCAUGCAAGAGGAGCCUACCAAGGGUAUUGACUUGGUGUUGGACCAUAAACUCAACGAAGAGAAUGCGGCCAUCACCAAUGAGCCCAAGUUGGACUACUUGUUCAAGGUCAAGUGGACUGGACUGUCUCACUUGCACAAUACGUGGGAGUCGUACCUGACGCUUAAGGAGUUCAAGGGUUUCCGUAGAGUGGAUAACUACAUCAAGCAGUACAUCUUGUUGGACCAGGAGAUCAGAAACGACCCCAUGACCACCAAGGAGGAUAUCGAGGCCAUGGACAUUGAAAGGGAGAGGAAACGCGAUGAACAGGACGAGUUCACCCACGUUGAGAGAAUCGUGGACAGCGACAGAGUUGAACUUGAUGAUGGAACGUCCCAGCUACAGUAUUUGGUCAAGUGGAAGCGACUCUAUUACGAUGAGUGUUCGUGGGAGAAUGCGGCCGUGAUUGCCGAGCUUUCACCAGAACUGGUCACCAAAUAUCAGCAGCGACUCCAGCUGAAGAUUCUUCCGAAUUUGUCUGCCAACUAUCCAAUCAACCAAAGACCGCGGUUCGAGAAAUUGAAUAAACAGCCGCUAUUCAUCAAGAAUGGAGAGUUGCGUGAUUUCCAGUUGACCGGUUUGAACUGGAUGGCGUUCCUAUGGUCCAGAAAUGAGAACGGUAUUCUUGCCGAUGAGAUGGGUUUGGGUAAAACUGUCCAGACCAUCGCGUUCUUGUCGUGGUUGAUUUAUGCCAGACGUCAGAACGGUCCUCACUUAGUGGUUGUGCCUUUGAGUACCGUUCCAGCAUGGCAGGAGACGUUUGAGAAGUGGGCUCCUGAUGUGAAUUGCAUCUACUAUUUGGGUAACACCGAGGCCAGACGCAAGAUCAGAGAGUUCGAGCUCUACAACUCCAACAACAAGCCUAAGUUCAACGUUCUCUUGACCACUUACGAGUAUAUCUUGAAAGACAGAGCCGAGCUUGGCUCAUUCAAGUGGCAAUUCCUUGCAGUGGACGAAGCCCACAGAUUGAAGAAUGCCGAGUCCUCAUUAUAUGAGUCCUUGAAGCUGUUUAAGGUUGCCAAUAGACUUUUAAUCACAGGUACACCAUUGCAGAAUAAUAUUAAGGAGUUGGCUGCAUUGUGUGACUUUUUGAUGCCUGGCAAGUUCAACAUUGAUCAGGAAAUCAAUUUCGAUGUUCCGGAUGAUGCUCAAGAAGAUUAUAUCAAGCACUUGCAGCUGAGUAUUAAGCCUUUCAUUUUGAGAAGAUUGAAGAAAGAUGUGGAGAAAUCGCUUCCUUCAAAGACAGAGCGUAUUUUAAGAGUGGAGUUGUCUGAUAUACAAACUGAGUACUACAGAAACAUUAUCACCAAGAACUAUGCAGCGUUGAAUGCUGGUGUCAAAGGUUCUCAGAUAUCAUUGUUGAAUGUUAUGAGUGAGUUGAAGAAAGCUUCAAAUCAUCCUUACUUGUUCGACGGUGCUGAAGAACGGGUAUUGGCCAAGGCUGGUUCGACAUCAAGAGACAAUAUCUUGAAGGGUAUAAUCAUGUCCUCUGGUAAAAUGGUGCUUCUUGAACAGCUCUUAACACGUUUGAAGAAGGAAGGUCAUCGUGUGUUGAUUUUCUCCCAAAUGGUGAGAAUCUUGGACAUUCUUGGUGAUUAUCUCUCGAUUAAGGGCUACCAAUUCCAGAGAUUGGACGGUGGUGUGCCUUCUGCGCAAAGAAAGAUUUCUAUCGACCACUUUAACUCCCCAGACUCCAGAGACUUUGUCUUCUUGCUUUCCACAAGAGCUGGUGGUUUGGGUAUCAAUUUGAUGACUGCUGAUACUGUUAUCAUUUUUGAUUCCGAUUGGAACCCGCAGGCUGAUUUGCAAGCCAUGGCAAGAGCUCAUAGAAUUGGACAAAAGAAGCACGUUUCCGUAUACCGUUUCGUCAGUAAGGACACCGUUGAAGAAGAGAUUUUGGAGCGUGCAAGAAAAAAGAUGAUUUUGGAGUAUGCCAUUAUCUCCUUGGGCAUGGCAGACGCCAGCACGAAUAAGAAAAAUAAGAAUGAGCCUUCCACAAGUGAGUUGUCCCAAAUCUUGAAGUUUGGUGCUGCUAAUAUGUUUGCCGCCACGGACAAUCAAAAGAAGUUGGAGGAAUUGAAUUUAGAUGAUGUCUUGAGCCGUGCUGAAGAUCACGUCACAACCCCUGAAUUAGGAGAGUCAAAUCUUGGUUCGGAAGAGUUCUUGAAACAGUUCGAAGUUACAGACUACAAGGCUGACGUGGAAUGGGAUGAUAUCAUUCCGCAGGAAGAAUUGAGUAAGUUAAAGGAUGAGGAGAAGAAACGUGCCGAAGAAGAUUACUUGAAUGAGCAGAUCGCGAUGUACUCCAGAAGACGUGCUGCUGUCAAGCAACUCCAAGGUGGAACUCCAGACACAUCUGGCGUGGAGGAUGAAGACGACGAAGAAGGUGGAAGAAGACGUGCAGCAAGAAAGAAGGUUGAAGAGAACCACGAGUUAUCUGAGAAGGAGAUCAGAGGCAUUUACAGGGCCAUUUUGAGAGUUGGUGACUUAUCUGGCAAGUGGAGUCAACUCGUGGAAGAUGGUAGCAUUUCCAACAAGAAUCCUGUAUUGAUUAAGCAUGCUUACAACGAAAUCAUCAACAUUUCUAAGAAGUUGGUCAGAGAAGAGGAAGCUAGAAGAGCUGAAGCUCUCGCUGAGUUGGAGAGGAAAGCAAAGGAUCAGAAUGGAAAUGUGAUUGCCAAUGAUGGUGAGAGCCCUAUGGCCCUAUGGAUUGCUAAGAAGAAAGAAAAGAAAGCUGUGCUUUUUGAGUAUCAAGGAGUCAAGAACAUCAAUGCCGAAUUGGUACUCUCUCGUCCACCUGAUAUGAAGUUACUUCAGUCGAUGAUCCCAGAAGAUAAGCCAACUUCAUUUGAGCUUCCAAGACCUCCUAAGCAGGUUCAAAGUUGGAACUGUGAAUGGGAUUCCAAAGAUGAUGCCAUGCUUCUAGUCGGUGUUCACAAGUUUGGAUACGGGUCGUGGAUUCAGAUUAGAGAUGACCCGUUGCUUGGUUUGCAGAACAAACUUUAUCUUGAUGGAGCUUCUAAAGUAACAGAUAAGAAGGCUGCCCCUGAAGGUGACUCCAAGGAGAAGGAAGUUAGUAAAGCGUCCAACAAAAAGGUUCCAGGAGCUGUUCAUUUGGGAAGAAGAGUAGAUUAUUUGUUCACUCUUUUGAGAGGCGAGGAAGACACCAGCACCCCAAGUGGGACAUCAAAUGGAACAGCCAAAAAGAGAGUGAGAAAGAUUAAGGCUGAACCAGGUGCCGCGAAGGUAAAGAAGAAUGGAAAAUCCCAAUCGCCAGAGGUGCAUGCGAAGAAGCCUAAAAUAAAGAAGGGAUCGAAUGUCAAUUCGCCAAAAUUGGACCAACCAUUGAAAAUCAAGGAAGAGGCCAAUGAUGACAAUAAUGACGAAGGGGAUUUCUUGGAGUAUGCUAGUAUGGAUGAGGGCGACUGCAAGAAGUCGUUAGAUCCCGUUAAAAAGUCGUUGAUGAGGUUGAGGAAAGGAAGCAAGGGCUUGAGUAAGCAUGAGUGGGCAACACUUUUGAGAAGUGAGCUUUUGACUGUUGGAGAUUACAUUGAGAAGUUGCAAAAAGAAAAAGACCAACCCAAAUAUUCGAAGCACUUGUGGUCUUACGCAAGUCUUUACUGGCCAGCUAAGGUUCCUAGUGCAAAGAUUACGGCCAUGUACAAUAGGAUUAAGUCUCAAGCAAACCCAACCUAG
This is a messenger RNA of Sungouiella intermedia, 4179 nucleotides long. Lineage: Eukaryota; Fungi; Ascomycota; Pichiomycetes; Serinales; Metschnikowiaceae. The record is from the annotation of a GenBank genome assembly.